GGGCGCGCGGGGCGGAGGCGCGGCGCCACCAAUCGCAGACAAAGGCCGCCCCGUGAAUCAUGUGGUGCCGGGAGGAAGUCGGCUUGUUGUCUUUCCUCCAGCUGCUGGUCCGGGCGGAACGAUGCGCGGAGACCCCUGCGAGGGUGGCGAGCCCCGAUGAAGUCCGAGCCCCCGGCCGCGCCGCAGCGCCCCCGGCCCAAUGGCGGCCCCGCGCUGGGACCCCCUCCGCAACGACUCGCUGCCGCCCACGCUGACCCCGGCCGUGCCCCCCUACGUGAAGCUCGGCCUCACCAGCGUCUACACCGCGUUCUACUCGCUGCUGUUCGUGUUCAUCUACGCGCAGCUGUGGCUGGUGCUGCGCUAUGGCCACAAGCGGCUCAGCUACCAGAGCGUCUUCCUCUUCCUCUGCCUCCUCUGGGCCUCCCUGCGGACGGUCCUCUUCUCCUUCUACUUCAGAGACUUCGUGGCAGCCAACGCGCUCAGCCCCUUCGUCUUCUGGCUGCUCUACUGCUUCCCGGUGUGCCUCCAGUUCUUCACCCUCACCCUCAUGAACUUGUACUUCACGCAGGUAAUGCCCUCCCAUUCUCAAGAGGCGAAGAACAGUGAGGGCUGGACGCCACCUGUCAGUCUGCCCUUAGCUCAGCACCAUCCGAUGGGUGUGGGGCCCUCUCCGCACAGGGCGCGCAGCAUGUUAGCGCACACAUCAGGAUAGGUACUAGGUACCGAUGGCAGGUGUGCCCACAAGGGAGACUAGUGUCAGGCUCCAAGCACAAGCCUAGACGUUUAUUGGGGCUCUUUUACAGGCGUCAUUUUAUGAGGCGUAUUGUUAAUAAGCUAAUGGGAGUACAUAUAAAUAGGCUUGAUUGCUGUCACCGUUGAGUUAAUGAAAGUAUAGUAAUUGUAAAGUACUGCAAAUACUGUGGCAUUUCAUAAAGUUCAAUAACACAAUGCUACCAUCAUCAUCAUCAUCAUCAUCACUGAUUCUCAUUAGCUUUCCAAGCACUAAAAUGCCCGUUUUCACUAGGACUCUGCCCAAGGGAAGGCACCCAGCGUGUCACUUGCUCAGGGUAAUUUAAAAGCUGUCUCAUGAGCACAGGCUUGGUGCAAGCAGGCAUCCAUUUCUUUAA
This is a messenger RNA of Hipposideros armiger (great roundleaf bat), 1127 nucleotides long. Its product is annotated as integral membrane protein GPR137B-like. The record is from RefSeq and is a predicted model, not a curated record. Gene Ontology annotation, cellular component: lysosomal membrane. NCBI's taxonomy places the organism in Eukaryota, Metazoa, Chordata, Mammalia, Chiroptera, Hipposideridae. The transcript has 2 exons. Gene Ontology annotation, biological process: negative regulation of osteoclast differentiation; negative regulation of bone resorption; regulation of autophagy. The coding region runs from base 200 to 712 and encodes 170 amino acids.